GGACCCUACCACAUGGGUAGAGACGGUGAGGUACGAGAGGAGCUUGAAAAGUUUGGAAGGAUCGAAGAGGUUCUCUACGUGAAGGAAGCAGUUGGGCUGUCGAGCGGCCACUGGUACAAGUGCCCCAACGGCCACUUCUACGUGAUCGGGGACUGCGGCGGCGCCAUGCAGGAGUCGGUGUGCAACGAGUGCAAAGCCACCAUCGGCGGCACAAACCACAGACUCCGCAGCGACAACGCCUUGGCAAGAGAGCUGGGGGCGACCGCUCCGGCCUGGCCACAGUGAUGGGUUCACUGGGAUAGUUUCUCUGCACAUCCCGUCUUAUUUAUUUCAGAGAUCAAGUGCAAGCUGGUGUUUCUCUCCUUACCAACAUGGCCUUGUCUAUUUUAGAGCGUGUUUUUAAACAUUUUGAAGUACGUUUUAAUUUUAUACGUGGCAUUUAUAAUUUUAGGAAGCCGAUAAGCAUGUUUGUCUAAUUGAAGUCUCAGCUUCCUCUAGAUCUGUAGAAACGACUUUUGUAAAUUCGUUGAUUCGAUUCGCUUGGUCUUUAAAAAUAUGAAGUCCCGAUGUUUCAAUAUUUGUAUCGUCAAGUCGGAUAUACGGCAAAACUGAGGAAUUUCUUUUACACGACCUUUUAAAUUUCUGUCUUAUUUUUACUUUGUAAGCUUCUGUAGUAGUUUGGUAUUGUAAUACCUUUUAAGGUUAUGAUUAGUGAUGUCCACGUU
Messenger RNA from Thrips palmi, 725 nucleotides. RefSeq names its product NFX1-type zinc finger-containing protein 1-like. The record is from RefSeq and is a predicted model, not a curated record. The coding region runs from base 13 to 285 and encodes 90 amino acids. The transcript has 2 exons. NCBI's taxonomy places the organism in Eukaryota, Metazoa, Arthropoda, Insecta, Thysanoptera, Thripidae.